This is a messenger RNA of Salvia splendens (bonfire salvia), 4940 nucleotides long. RefSeq names its product ABC transporter C family member 3. NCBI's taxonomy places the organism in Eukaryota, Viridiplantae, Streptophyta, Magnoliopsida, Lamiales, Lamiaceae. Bases 227 to 4753 code for a protein of 1508 amino acids. The transcript is spliced from 10 exons. Gene Ontology annotation, cellular component: membrane. Gene Ontology annotation, molecular function: ATP binding; ABC-type transporter activity; ATP hydrolysis activity. Gene Ontology annotation, biological process: transmembrane transport. The record is from RefSeq and is a predicted model, not a curated record.
CGCUAAACUACUAUUUCCGGCGCUUGUCUCAGCCCGAGCAAAUCUUGCUUUUUGACUUUUAUUAGAAUCCGAAUUUUUCUCUCUCUUUUUAGUACGGGGAAAGAAAAGAAAACGAGAAUGGAUUCUUUUGUGAUAUUUUCUUGAUAUAAAACACAGGUAUAAAAGCUGAGAUACCAAACUUUUUUUUUUCAUCAUUACGACUUUCACACUUACUCAACCAGACAUAAUGGGAUUCCUUCAAACAGCAAAUUCAUCCUCCUUCACCACGGGUAUGUCUGAUUCUCUACUUCUUUCCAUUGGUGAGAAACUGGGAGGUGCCGGUGGCCUUGAUUUUCUGUUGAACCCAAUUUUCUUGCGUUUCUUGACGCUCUCUUUGCACUUGAUUUUGUUAUUUAUUGUCAUCAUCUCCUGGCUUCACAAGAAAUUCUGGACCAACGGCGGUGAAAACCAUGGUAGAUAUAAUAGUAAUACUCUCCAAUACUACAAAACAACCCUUUUUUCCUCUUUAGGCCUUUCAUUAUUCAAUCUUAUUUUAUGCCUUUUGAGCCUCUUCUAUUGGUAUAGAAAUAGUUGGAGUGAUGAAAAGAUUCUAACUUUAUCGGAAUUGGGCGUCAAAACAGUUUCUUGGCUCUCUUUAUAUCUUUUCCUGCAUAUUUAUUUCUCGAAUUUGAAAGAAUCCAAGUAUCCCUUUGUUCUGAGGCUUUGGUGGGGGCUCUUCUUCUGUGUUUCUUGCUAUUGCCUAGUGAGUGACGUUUUUUAUUUCGAAAAGGCGAAAUAUUUGUCGACUCUGUUUUGGGCCUCUGAUGUUGUUUCAACCCUUAUGAGUUUAGUGUUUUGUUUUACUGGAUUUUGGGGUGGGAAAAUGGAUGGGGACACUAUCCUUGAAGCACCACUUUUAAAUGGCAGUGCUACAAAUGGUGUGGAGUCUGAGACACCAGCCAAAGGGGAUGAGACUGUGACCCCUUAUGACAAUGCUGGCUUCUAUAGUCUCUUUACUUUCUCGUGGAUGAGGCCUCUGAUCGCACUAGGGUACGAGAAAACGUUGGAUCUUGAGGAUGUUCCUCAGCUUUCUGGCUUGGAUACUGCUGGAGGGGCGUUACCGGUUUUGAAUGAUAAGCUGGUGUCUUAUAGUCGAGGAACUAACCGAGUCACGAUGACCAUGCUAGCCAAGGGAUUGCUCUUUACUGCAUGGAGAGAAGUUGUGCUAUCAGCUGUUUGUGCGCUGAUAUACACGUUGGCUUCUUAUGUUGGUCCGUACCUCAUUGAUGUGUUUGUCCAGUACUUGAAUGGAAGUAGGCAUUUCGCAAAUGAGGGCUAUGUAUUGGUUUCUGCGUUCACCAUUGCAAAGAUGUUUGAGUGCUUUGCGCAGAGACAUUGGUUUUUUAAGGUUCAACAGGCUAGUUAUAGGGCGAGGGCAGCAUUAGUUGCCAAAAUAUAUAUUAAGGGGUUGACGCUUUCGUGUCAAUCAAAGAAAGAGCAUACAACGGGGGAAAUUAUUAAUUUUAUCUCAGUUGAUGCUGAGAGGAUAGGUGACUUUGGUUGGUAUAUGCAUGAUCCGUGGAUGGUGGUUCUGCAAGUCGUCUUAGCAUUACUGAUAUUGUAUAAAGAUCUUGGACUUGCUUCAAUAGCAGCACUUGCUGCUACUAUUUUGGUCAUGUUAGCAAAUAUUCCACUUGGAAAAUUGCAGGAGAAAUUUCAGGACGAGUUGAUGAAAUCCAAAGAUGAAAGGAUGAAGGCAACUUCAGAAGUCUUGAGGAACAUGAGAAUCCUUAAACUUCAGGCAUGGGAGUUGAAGUUUCUCUCUAGGAUUCAGGAUCUUAGGAGUGUAGAAACCCGAUGGUUGGCAAGAUAUCUUUAUACGACAGCCUUUACCACAUUUGUGUUUUGGGGUGCUCCUACAUUUGUGUCUGUGGUAACUUUUGGUGCUUGUAUGCUCAUGGGAAUCCCACUUGAAUCGGGAAAAAUACUAUCUGCGUUGGCAACCUUUCGGAUUCUUCAAGAGCCAAUUUACAAUCUGCCUGAUACAAUAGCCAUGAUUGUUCAGACCAAAGUUUCGUUGGAUCGAAUUGCGUCUUUCCUUUCUCUUGACGAUCUGCCACCAGAUGUAGUACAGAAGAUUCCGGUUAGUAGUUCUGAUAUUGCUGUUGAGGUAAUAAAUGGAAAAUUUUCCUGGGAUGUAUCAUCACCUAGUCCCACGUUGAGAGAUAUUAAUUUUAGAGUUUCACGUGGCAUGAAGGUUGCAGUUUGCGGCAUGGUUGGCUCUGGCAAGUCAAGCUUACUUUCUAGUAUUUUGGGGGAAAUACCAAAAAUAUAUGGGGUUGUUAGUCUUUCAGGAACGAAAGCCUAUGUUGCUCAGUCAGCUUGGAUUCAGAGUGGAAAGAUAGAAGAAAAUAUACUGUUUGGUAAGGAAAUGGAUAGACAAUGGUACAACAGAGUACUCGAAGCAUGUUCACUGAAUAAAGACCUAGAGAUUCUCGCUUUUGGGGAUCAAACUGUUAUUGGUGAGAGAGGAAUCAACAUGAGUGGUGGACAGAAGCAGAGGAUACAGAUUGCGCGAGCUCUUUACCAAGAUGCUGACGUUUAUUUAUUUGAUGAUCCGUUCAGUGCUGUGGAUGCACAUACAGGCACUCAUCUUUUCAAUGAAUGCAUUAUGCGGCUUCUGGAUUCCAAAACCGUUAUAUAUGUUACUCAUCAAGUGGAGUUUCUGCCUGCUGCUGAUCUUAUUCUGGUUAUGAAAGACGGACAAAUUAAACAAGCAGGCAGAUACAACGACAUUCUCAGGUCAGGAAGUGACUUCAUGGAACUUGUCGGUGCACACGAGGAGGCUUUAUCAGCUCUUGAUUCCAUUAGUAUGGAGAAAACAGCGGGAAGUAGCGAUAAAAAUGCUAAGCCUGUUUUACAGGAAUCUCAAAAUCAUGAAAAUGAUGACAAUAAUGAUGAAACAAAGGCUCAGCUUGUUCAAGAAGAAGAAAGGGUGAAAGGAAGUGUAGGGCUGUCAGUUUACUGGAACUAUAUUACGACAGCCUAUGGAGGACUCCUAGCACCGAUUGCUUUGCUAUCUCAGGUUGCCUUUCAGGUGCUUCAAAUCGGAAGCAAUUAUUGGAUGGCUUGGGCAACUCCUGUUUCCAAGGAUGAAGCACCUCAAGUUGGAGGCUCUACCCUUAUCCUUGUCUAUGUUGCAUUGUCGAUUGGAAGUGCUUUUUGCAUUUUGGGGAGGGCUUUAUCUGUUGUGACCAUUAGCUACAAAACUGCAAACAUACUCUUCAACAAGAUGCAUCUCUGCAUAUUCCGUGCACCCAUGUCUUUCUUUGAUUCCACUCCAAGUGGGCGGAUUCUGAAUAGAGCAUCCACGGACCAAAGUACUGUUGAUUUGAACAUGGGUAUCAUUUCGCUCUUUUGUUUUGCUGUGAUUCAGCUCCUCGGAAUAGUUGCAGUCAUGUCACAAGUUGCUUGGCAGGUCUUCAUCAUUUUCAUUCCAGUAAUUGCAAUUUGCAUAUUGUUACAGAGAUAUUACAUAGCUGCUGCGCGAGAACUUGCCCGACUAUGUGGUGUGAGCAAAGCUCCAGUUAUACAACACUUUUCGGAGACACUAUCAGGAUCAAUCACCAUUAGAAGUUUUGAUCAGGAACCCAGAUUCCGAGAGAUUAGCUUAAGACUAAUAGAUGGAUAUUCACGACCUAAGUUUAAUACAGCUGGUGCUAUGGAGUGGCUAUGCCUUCGUCUGGAUGUGUUAUCUCUCAUGACGUUUACCUGUGCACUGAUUUUCCUGAUUACUCUUCCUGAAGGAACUAUUGAUCCAAGUAUUGCAGGUUUAGCAGUGACAUAUGGCCUUAAUUUAAAUAUGUAUCAAUCCUGGGUUGUUUGGAAUCUUUGCUUUAUGGAGAACAGAAUCAUAUCAGUCGAAAGAAUACUUCAGUAUACUUCACUUCCAAGUGAACCUCCUCUUGUUAUAGAGUCGAACAGGCCAGCGAGUUGCUGGCCUACCCAAGGAGAAGUCAAUAUCCAAGACCUUCAGGUUCGAUACGGUCCUCACAUGCCAUUUGUGCUGCGAGGCCUAACAUGUACUUUCUUUGGUGGGAAGAGGACUGGUAUAGUAGGAAGGACAGGAAGUGGCAAAUCGACUCUUAUUCAGACACUCUUUCGAAUUGUAGAACCCACAGUGGGGCAGAUUGUGAUUGAUGGUAUCAAUAUCUCAGAUAUUGGGCUGCAUGAUUUACGAUCUAAGUUGAGCAUAAUCCCACAGGAUCCAACAAUGUUUGAGGGAACUGUUCGGACUAACCUCGACCCCCUUGAAGAGUAUACAGACGAGCAGAUAUGGGAGGCUCUUGAUAAGUGCCAGCUUGGUGAUGAGGUUAGGAAAAAAGCAGAGAAGCUCGAUUUUGCAGUGACUGAGAAUGGAGAGAACUGGAGCGUGGGUCAAAGGCAGCUGGUUUGCCUUGGGCGCGUGCUUCUGAAGAAAAGCAAGGUCCUUGUGCUCGAUGAAGCAACAGCAUCAGUCGACACAGCAACGGAUAAUCUGAUUCAACAGACCCUGAGGAACCAUUUUUGUGACUCGACAGUUAUAACGAUUGCACAUAGGAUUACAUCCGUACUGGACAGCGACAUGGUUGUGCUUCUAGACAACGGAUUACUUAAGGAAUAUGAUACGCCGGAGAAGUUGUUGGAGGACAAGUCGUCUCUGUUUGCAAAGCUGGUGGCGGAAUACAGCAUGAGAUCAAGUUCUACUAGUGUUGAACAUCUUUCAAAUGAUUAAAUCAAUAUCCAACAAUCUUCUUCUUUAGUACUUAGUAGUAGUAUCAAUGAUGAUGAAACUUUUAGAUGAUUCAUAUAAGGAUAAAUUCAAGUUUUUUGUUUCAUUCAAACCUUCAGUGUUGAUGAUGUAACACUAAUAUGAAUUUUAACAAAAGGCUUGAAUUUAUCCUUUUGUUACCAUUGGUUUA